Molecule: messenger RNA, 2214 nt
Organism: Tinamus guttatus (white-throated tinamou)
Lineage: Eukaryota; Metazoa; Chordata; Aves; Tinamiformes; Tinamidae
Source: RefSeq, a predicted model, not a curated record
GCUCCCCAUUCUCUACUUUGGAGGCUCCUUCUUUCACUUUUGUUGCUAAAGAUGAGAAGAAAGUGGAGAUUGGAGAACUUUCACUUUAUCUUUUUCACUGUGCUCUGUCUCCUUUUCCUAGACGGAGGUAAACUAGAACAAGUAAAACAUUCAGAUACGUACUGUGUGUUUCAAGAUAAGAAGUACCGCGUAGGAGAGAGAUGGCACCCUUACCUAGAGCCCUACGGCCUUGUUUACUGCGUUAACUGUCUCUGCUCAGAGAAUGGAAAUGUGCUGUGCAGCAGGAUACGAUGCCCAAGCCUACACUGUCCUUCUCCCGUGCACGUACCCCAGCUGUGCUGCCCCCGAUGCCCAGAAGACUCCCUUUUCUCAGUGAGCAGCAAAAUCACGGGCAAAUCCUGCGAGUACAACGGUACCACCUACCACCAUGGCGAAAUGUUUGUGGCCGAGGGGCUCUUCCAGAACCGGCAAGCGAACCAGUGCGCGCAGUGCAGCUGCUCCGAAGGGAAUGUGUACUGUGGGCUGAAGACGUGUCCCAAACUAACUUGCUCUUUCCCAGUUUCUGUUCCGGAGUCCUGCUGUCCAGUUUGCAGAGGAGAUGGAGAAUUAUCCUGGGAGCACUCCGACGGAGACAUCUUCCGGCAGCCGGCCAACAGGGAAGCUAGGCACUCGUACCCCCGCUCGCACUACGAGCCGCUGCCCAGCUCGCCCAGGCAGGCGGGCAGCGCCCCGCGCUUCCCGGGCGCCAGGAGCAACCGCGGCGUCCUGCCCGACCCCCAGCAGGCAUCGGGGACCAUCGUGCAGAUCGUCCUCAACAACAAGCACAAGCACGGGCGAGUGUGUGUUUCAAAUGGCAAAACAUAUUCACAUGGUGAAUCUUGGCAUCCUAAUCUCCGGGCCUUUGGAAUUGUAGAGUGUGUGUUGUGCACCUGCAACGUCACCAAACAAGAAUGUAAGAAAAUUCAUUGUCCAGAACAAUAUCCCUGCAAAUACCCUCAGAAAGUAGAAGGAAAAUGCUGUAAAGUCUGUCCAGAAGAAGCGCCAAGUCAGAGCUUUGACAACAAAGAUUUUUUCUGUGGCAAAGAGACAUUGCCUGUCUAUGAAUCCGUUUUCACAGAGGAAGGAGAAACCAUCAGAAAAAUUGCAGUAGAGACUGAAAAGCCACCUCAAAUAGAAAUACAUGUGUGGACAAUUAGAAAAGGGAUCCUGCGCCACUUCUACACUGAGAAAAUAUCCAAGAGCGAAUUUGAAGAACUUCCCUACUUCAAGCAGAUAACAAGAACAACCCCUAGCCAGUGGAAAAUAUUUAGCGAGGGAGAAGCUCAGAUCAGCCAAAUGUGUGAAAGCAGAGUGUGCAGGACUGAGCUCGAGGAUUUGGUAAAGGUUUUGUACCUUGAAAAGUCUGAAAAGGGUCACUGUUAAGGGAGACAGCACUGGAGGGAGAAACACAAGAAAACUUAUGAAAACUUGGAUCUGCAGCUGGACUGCAGGCUUAUUUUGCUUAAGUCAACAGUUGCCCUAAAACUCAAAACUAUAAUGCAGUAAUUAUUCACAUCAUGCACAGCAAAUUUGCUGCUUUAUGUGUAGUGGUCUGUGUCAACCGUUUAAAUAUCUCCUCAAAAAGACUAGGAGGCUCUGUAUUACUGGUGGGGGAAGGAGAAAAAGAGACUGUAGUUUCUUAGAGUUGCAUUUCUUUACAAGUUAAAAAAAGAAAACAGAACAUUUUUAUUAUUAUUAUUUGGCAAGUUAUUCAAACUAAUGAAAAGAAGGACACCUAAUAAAUGUGCAGGAGCUACGGAGAGUAUUAUUUCCUGUGCUGAGUUUAUUCCGUUUCUGGUGUUGAAAUGACUCACAGAUUUUUAGAAGGGGAGGAAAAACACAAAUAUAACACAAUACUUGUGUUGGAGACAUAAAAAACAGAUUUAAGCUAACAAAUUUGUAAGCAGCCUGCCUUUGGGAUGAUGUCUUGCAGUUGAGCAAACUGAGUCCAUAAACUGAACAGCAGGUGUUAGUGGGAAUCACUAUAUUUUUGCAGCAAUUUGAGAAAAUCUUCACUUUUAAGUGGUUUUCACUCAGUUUCCACCACCCACUUCUCUAAAUAAAGUGUAACGUGUUAGCUCCCUAUCACGGCCCUAAUAACUUCAUUCUUGUGGGUCCUAUUAACACACGUCUUGGCUGAUAUCCUGCCUUACCCGGCGUGUGGCGAAAGGUGGG